GCCCCGAGUAAGCGCGAGCGCCACACAGCCCCGGGCCGCAGCCUCCGCCGAGCGCGCCGAGACGCCGAACAGGUGGCCGGAGGCUGCAGGCGCCGCGGCGGGGAGAGGCAAGGCAGCCCCGGGCGAGGCGAGGGCGGCCAGGCCGGGCAUGCGAGCCGAGCGGCCCCCCGGCGCCGCCGCCUGCCCGCGCCCCUAGCCGCCCGCCCGCCCGUGCAGCCGCCCCGCCGCGCCGAGUGUCCAGCCGCCCCGGCCGCGGUCAGCGAGGGGCGCGGGCCGGCCCGCGGGGACGGCGGCAUGAAAGUGACCGUGUGCUUCGGGAGGACCCGGGUGGUCGUGCCGUGCGGGGACGGCCACAUGAAAGUUUUCAGCCUCAUCCAGCAGGCGGUGACCCGCUACCGGAAGGCCAUCGCCAAGGAUCCAAACUACUGGAUACAGGUGCAUCGCUUGGAACACGGAGAUGGAGGAAUAUUGGACCUUGAUGACAUUCUUUGCGAUGUAGCAGAUGAUAAAGACAGACUGGUGGCUGUGUUUGAUGAGCAAGAUCCCCAUCAUGGAGGCGAUGGCACCAGUGCCAGCUCCACCGGUACCCAGAGCCCAGAGAUAUUUGGUAGCGAGCUCGGCACCAACAGUGUUUCCGCCUUUCAGCCUUAUCAAGCAACAAGUGAAAUUGAGGUCACACCUUCCGUCCUUCGUGCAAAUAUGCCUCUGCAUGUCCGACGAAGCAGCGACCCAGCUUUAAUUGGCCUCUCAACUUCUGUCAGUGAUAAUAACUUCUCCUCUGAGGAGCCUUCAAGGAAAAACCCCACCCGCUGGUCAACAACGGCUGGCUUCCUCAAGCCGAACACCGCCGGGAGCCCUAAAAACUGCGACAGGAAGAAAGAUGAGAACUACAGAAGCCUCCCGCGGGAUACUAGUAACUGGUCUAACCAAUUUCAGAGAGACAAUGCUCGCUCAUCUCUGAGUGCCAGUCACCCCAUGGUGGACAAGUGGCUGGAGAAGCAAGAACAGGAUGAAGACGGGACAGAGGAAGAUAACAGCCGCGUGGAGCCAGUUGGACACGCUGACACUGGUUUGGAGAAUGUACCCAACUUUUCUCUGGAUGAUAUGGUAAAGCUCGUACAAGUCCCCAACGACGGAGGGCCUCUGGGAAUCCAUGUGGUCCCUUUCAGUGCUCGAGGAGGCAGAACCCUGGGGUUAUUAGUAAAACGAUUGGAGAAAGGUGGUAAAGCAGAACAAGAAAACCUUUUUCACGAGAACGAUUGCAUUGUCAGGAUUAACGAUGGCGACCUCCGAAAUAGAAGAUUUGAACAAGCACAACAUAUGUUUCGCCAAGCCAUGCGUACACCCAUCAUUUGGUUCCAUGUGGUUCCCGCAGCAAAUAAAGAGCAGUAUGAACAACUAUCCCAAAGUGAGAGGCACAAUUAUUAUUCGAGUUGCUUCAGCGCUGACAGCCAGUACAUUGACAGCAGGAGUGUGAACAGUGCGGGGCUUCCCGCGGUGCCGAGAGCACCCCGACCGAGCCAUGUGGCCGACCAGCCGGACUCUCACCCACGACUACCUCACAGCGCACACCCCUCUGGAAAACCACCGUCCGCUCCCACCCCAGCACCCCAGAAUGUAUAUAGUACCAAUGCAAGCAGUGGUUAUAACACCAAAAAAGUAGGCAAGAGGCUUAAUAUCCAGCUUAAGAAAGGUACGGAAGGUUUGGGAUUCAGUAUCACUUCCCGAGAUGUAACAAUAGGUGGCUCAGCUCCAAUUUAUGUGAAAAACAUCCUCCCACGGGGGGCUGCCAUUCAAGACGGCAGACUGAAGGCCGGAGACAGACUUAUAGAGGUAAAUGGAGUCGAUUUAGCAGGCAAAUCCCAAGAGGAAGUCGUUUCACUGUUGAGAAGCACCAAGAUGGAAGGAACCGUGAGCCUGCUGGUCUUUCGUCAGGAAGACGCCUUCCACCCAAGGGAACUGAAUGCAGAGUCAAGCCAGAUGCAGAUUCCAAAAGAAACGAAACCAGAAGAUGAGGAUAUUGUUCUCACACCUGACGGUACCAGGGAAUUUCUGACAUUUGAAGUUCCACUGAACGAUUCAGGAUCCGCUGGUCUUGGCGUCAGUGUCAAAGGUAACCGGUCGAAAGAGAACCAUGCGGAUUUGGGAAUCUUUGUCAAGUCCAUUAUCAACGGAGGAGCAGCAUCUAAAGAUGGAAGGCUUCGGGUGAAUGAUCAGCUGAUAGCAGUAAAUGGAGAGUCCCUGUUGGGUAAGACAAACCAAGACGCCAUGGAAACCCUAAGAAGGUCCAUGUCUACCGAAGGAAACAAACGAGGAAUGAUCCAGCUUAUUGUUGCGAGGAGAAUAAGCAAAUGCAAUGAGCCGAAGUCACCUGGGAGCCCCCCUGGACCUGAGCUGCCCAUUGAAACAGUGUUGGAUGACAGGGAACGAAGAAUUUCCCAUUCCCUGUACAGUGGGAUUGAGGGCCUCGACGAAUCGCCCACCCGCAAUGCCGCCCUCAGUAGGAUAAUGGGUGAGUCAGGUAAAUACCAGCUGUCCCCCACAGUGAACAUGCCCCAGGAUGAUACUGUCAUCAUAGAAGAUGACAGGUUACCUGUGCUUCCUCCACACCUCUCUGACCAAUCCUCUUCCAGCUCCCACGACGAUGUGGGGUUCAUGACGACGGAUGCUGGCGCAUGGGGCAAGGCUGCCAUCAGUGACUCAGCCGACUGCUCUUUGAGUCCAGACGUUGAUCCAGUUCUUGCUUUUCAACGAGAGGGAUUUGGACGCCAGAGUAUGUCAGAAAAACGCACAAAGCAAUUUUCAGAUGCCAGUCAAUUGGAUUUCGUUAAAACACGAAAAUCAAAAAGCAUGGAUUUAGGUAUAGCUGACGAGACUAAACUCAAUACAGUGGAUGACCAGAAAGCAGCUUCCCCCAGUAGAGAUGUGGGACCAUCCCUGGGUCUGAAGAAGUCAAGUUCAUUGGAAAGUCUGCAGACAGCAGUCGCUGAGGUGACCCUGAAUGGGGACAUUCCUUUCCAUCGCCCACGACCGCGGAUCAUCCGAGGAAGGGGUUGCAAUGAGAGCUUCAGAGCUGCCAUUGACAAGUCUUAUGAUAAACCUGCAGUGGACGAUGACGACGAGGGCAUGGAGACCUUGGAAGAAGACACAGAAGAAAGUUCAAGAUCAGGGAGAGAGUCCGUAUCCACGGCCAGCGAUCAGCCUUCCCACUCUCUGGAGAGACACAUGAACGGAAACCAAGAGAAAGGUGACAAGACCGACAGGAAAAAGGAUAAAACUGGAAAAGAGAAGAAGAAAGAGAGAGAGAAGGAGAAGGAUAAAAUGAAAGCCAAGAAAGGAAUGCUCAAGGGCUUGGGAGACAUGUUCAGGUUUGGCAAACAUCGCAAAGAUGACAAGAUUGAGAAAACGGGUAAAAUAAAAGUACAGGAAUCCUUGACAUCAGAAGAGGAGAGGACCCGAAUGAAGCGGGAGCAGGAGAGGAUUCAAGCCAAAACUCGUGAGUUUAGGGAACGACAAGCCCGGGAGCGUGACUACGCUGAAAUCCAAGAUUUCCAUCGGACGUUUGGCUGUGAGGAUGAGUUGAUGUAUGGGGGAAUUGCUUCCUAUGAAGGCUCCAUGGCUCUCAACGCCAGACCCCAGAGCCCAAGGGAAGGGCACUUGAUGGAUGCCUUGUAUGCCCAAGUCAAGAAGCCACGGAGUUCCAAACCCUUACCUGUAGACAGUCACAGAUCAACUCCUAGCAACCAUGAUCGGAUACAGCGUCUGCGGCAGGAAUUCCAGCAAGCAAAGCAGGAUGAGGACGUGGAGGAUCGGAGGCGCACCUACAGCUUUGAACAACCCUGGCCCAACUCCAGGCCACCAGCACAGAGCGGGCGACACUCGGUGUCCGUGGAGGUGCAGCUGCAGAGGCAGCGGCAGGAGGAGCGAGAGAACUUCCAGCAGGCCCAGCGCCAGUACAGCUCCCUGCCACGGCAAAGCAGGAAGAACGCCAGCUCAGUCUCCCAGGAUUCUUGGGAGCAAAGCUACUCCCCCGGGGAAGGCUUCCAGAGUGCCAAGGAGAACCCCCGGUAUUCCAGCUACCAGGGCUCCCGCAACGGCUACCUGGGAGGACACGGCUUCAACGCCAGGGUCAUGCUAGAGACUCAGGAGCUUCUUCGCCAGGAGCAGAGGCGGAAAGAGCAGCAAAUGAAGAAACAGCCUGUUCCCGAGGGGCCCAGCAACUAUGACUCCUAUACGAAAGUCCAGGACCCCAACUACGCCCCUCCCAAGGGGCCCUUCCGGCAGGACGUGCCCCCCUCGCCCUCUCAGGUUGCCAGGCUGAACAGACUCCAGACCCCUGAGAAAGGGAGGCCCUUCUACUCCUGAGCACGAGAAGAAUGGAUGAUUGGUGUACGCAAUAAGAAACAUUUUCCUA
This is a messenger RNA of Nycticebus coucang (slow loris), 4414 nucleotides long. RefSeq names its product par-3 family cell polarity regulator (gene PARD3). The record is from RefSeq and is a predicted model, not a curated record. Bases 295 to 4365 code for a protein of 1356 amino acids. Gene Ontology annotation, molecular function: phosphatidylinositol binding; protein binding. Lineage: Eukaryota; Metazoa; Chordata; Mammalia; Primates; Lorisidae. Gene Ontology annotation, biological process: establishment of cell polarity; intracellular protein localization; establishment of centrosome localization. The transcript has 25 exons. Gene Ontology annotation, cellular component: cell cortex; adherens junction; apical junction complex.